Anopheles darlingi is the source of this 3358-nucleotide messenger RNA. RefSeq names its product tetratricopeptide repeat protein 7B (gene Ttc7). The transcript has 6 exons. NCBI's taxonomy places the organism in Eukaryota, Metazoa, Arthropoda, Insecta, Diptera, Culicidae. Gene Ontology annotation, cellular component: plasma membrane. The coding region runs from base 157 to 2643 and encodes 828 amino acids. Gene Ontology annotation, biological process: protein localization to plasma membrane; phosphatidylinositol phosphate biosynthetic process. The record is from RefSeq and is a predicted model, not a curated record. Gene Ontology annotation, molecular function: protein binding.
CGAAAGGAUUUGUAAUCAGGGAAAACACAGGACGUGAACAGAAAAGUCCCAGCUCUGUUCGGUAAUCAUUUGCAUUUCCCCGGAGGGAAAAAGGCGGUCUGGAAUUAGUGACGAAUCGAAUUUUGUGCCCUCACGUAAGGACUGUCGAAUCGGACGAUGACUGGCCGGGGCAGAAAUCAGGGUACGAAGCUUGAAACGACCAUCGAGCAGUGCCGAAGCGAGGGACGAUGGAAACGGGUGAUCGAGCUGGCCGAAGAACUGAAAACGGGUUAUCCGCAAGAAUGUCUUGCGAACUUUCUUACGGGUGAGGGAAAGCUGGAGAGCUAUCUCGAGGAACAUCCGCCCAUCGAAGACAACUAUUCCAAGGCCAAGCUGGGCUUAUCGGAAGCGAAGCGCUAUCUCAACUCCGUCACCGGUGAGCAUGGCAAAAAGGCAGGCUUCGCUCUCGACGCUCAUCUACUACUGGCAAAGCUAUACUUUGCCUGUGGGCAGUACGAAGAAGCGUUACAAAACUUUGUCCUGGCCGAGCUGAACACCCUCUCCGAGAAGCAUCUUUCAGCGAGAAGCAUCCGGAUACUGGCGGAGUCGUACGCGAUUAAGGGAAUGUGCUUGGAGAAAAAGGGCGCUAAAGCGUCCUCGAAGUACAAGCAAGCCGAGCAGGAAACGGAUAUGAUAACCUGCUUCGAACGUGCUGCCGACUUGGGCAUCUUGUACCUCCAGGGACAGGAUAAUAGCAACACUGCCAAUCAGAACGAGGUACGUCGUAUGGGUGCCAUCCUCGAAACGGGACUGCAGCGUGCACCGAUCGUGCUGAUCAAAGCAGGCAAACUGCAAAAUGCCAUUGAACGCUACCGGGUGAUGCUAAGUGCGGUCGAAACGAAGGCCACCCAAACACUCCGUCUCACGCUCGCUCGCCAGCUGGCCGAGGUACUGUUGCGUGGUGUUUCCGGAACCAUCUACACACCGACCGUAAAUGCGACACCGACCCGGAAUACUCCGGCCACCGGGAAGCGAUUAUGGGAACCACGCAAGUAUUCCGGUCGGCAGCAGUUUGUGCCAAAGAAUCAGCACGAAGAAACCAUUCUGCUGCUGCUGAUUGCCGAAGCGCUGGCCGUUCGAGAUGCCGUCCUAUCGCAAAGUCCCGAGUUCCGCGAUGCUCGCGUACAUUCCCUCGGUAAUGCCACUGCCAUCUACGAUCUGCUGACGCUAGCAACGGUGCGUUGGAAUCAGGUUGCUUUGUUGCAUGAUUCCCUGGAGAAGGCACUGAAAUUUGCGUUCGGUGAAAGUCAUGUGUGGAAGCAGUACGCCACCUGUCUGAUGGCACUGGGACGUUACAAGCAUGCCGUCUGUGCGCUGAAGGAACACUCGAAACUAGAACCCACCGAUAGCGUGUCCUGCCUCAUGGCGGCACGCAUCUGCUACGAGCAUCUCGAUCAGGUAAAGGACGGACUAGCGUUCGCGGAAGAAGCAUUGCGUAAGGAAAUGAAGGCAGGUGGGCCUGGAGGAUUUUUCAACGGACGUCGAUCACGGGCCCAGCUGUACGUGGGCAUCGGUCUGCAGCAGGUGGCCGUAUCGUCGAAUUUGGUUGCCGAAAAGGAUCGUUACCAUCGGCUCGCGUUCGAGGCACUCGAGCGAGCCGCUCAGCAAGAUCCCAACGAUCAUCUAGUCGAGUACUAUCUGGCCUGCCAGUGUGCACUGAACCACAACAUCACCGAAGCGCUCGCUCACAUCACGACCGCUCUUUCGCUAAGGGCAGAGCAUGCAUCGAGCUUGCUGCUGUUUGCCCUUCUACUAACGGCUAAUCGGCGCCCACGGGAAGCUCUGGCCGUUGUGCAGGACGCAGUGGAAGAGUUCCCCGACAAUCUGAAUCUGCUGCACGUUAAGGCACAUCUCGAGCUGUAUCUGCGCGAUGUCGAAACGGCGCUGGAAACGGUGCAGCAAAUGUUUAACAUCUGGCGCGAAGUAUACGAGGCACAGUUGGCCAACGCAGCCAACGAGCACGAUAUGGAGAAGCAGUCCGAUACGCGAAGCGUCAUUCAGAUGCAGUCAUCCCAGAUGUCCGACAAGGAUUCCAAUUCCAUUCACGCGGCAUCAUUGGCGGCAUCGCGUAUCGAGCAUGCACUCAGCGAAGCUGCUAGCUCGCUCAGCUCCUUCAGCCCUCGACCAGGACCGCAGAAAGCGUGGAUGAUCCAGUUCAAGGUUUGGUUGCUGCUUGCAGACGUCUACCUGGCGAUCGAACAACCGAACGAGGCGAUCAACUGCAUCCAGGAGGCGAGCCUGAUCAAUCCCGUCUCCCAUCAGGUCAUGUACAUGCGCGGACAAAUUCACGUCUUUCAGUCGCAAUGGCCUGAAGCCAAACAGUGUUUCUUGAACGCCGUAUCCGCCAAUCCGUAUCACACGGAUACAUUGCGUGCGCUCGGUGAGGCCCACCUCACGCUCGGUGAACCACGGCUUGCGGAGAAGACACUGAAAGAUGCAGCCAAGAUCGAUCCAAAUUGUCCCAAGAUUUGGUUCCUACUAGGCCGUGUUAUGGAGAGCCUCGGUGACUACACUGCUUCAGCCGACUGCAUGGCAACGGCCCUCCAGCUUGAGCCCUUCUGCCCGGUUCUACCCUUCAACACGAUCGCUCUCGUGUUUGAGUAAGCAGAAGAUCAUUAUUUCGCUGCCCUGUCGGCCAGCGGUGCAUGAUGUCCCUAUCUAUUAAUCCCCAGUCGUGCCCCGUCGUCGUUUGUUGACUACUUUUAAGGAUAUUCAAAAUUAACAAUCAAUCCUCCUCAACCCCCUCACUCCCUUCUCUAUCAAACUUUUUAAGAAUUCUAGCUCUCGGCGGGUGCAUAAUCAUAUCAAUUUUAGUCUUUUGACGAUCGAGUCAGAUCAGGCAAGGUCUCGACGCUUUGCUAUAAGUAGAAGAGGCAUCGCGUCGGUGAUCGCGAUCUCGCUGACAACGAUCGUGCUCAGGCUGUUUUCGAAGCAUUUCCGUUACCAUCCCACACUCGUAUUACGGAUUACGGGGAAUUUUACUAAUAGUAAGUGUUCCCUCGAAGGUUUUUGGUAGAUUCGUUAUAUUUGUUGUUGGUAUUAGAUACUUGGUCCCAGACUUGGUUCAGUUGGUUUUCACGUUUUGUUCAUUCCCUGUGAUCGUAUAACGUUACCGGUAAGAGAGGAAGCUCCGCGAGCUAUUAACCGGCUCGUACGGGCAAUCCUUUAAGUGUAUUGGACGAUGUGUCCCCCUUCCCUUUAAUGGCAAUUUCAAGAGUUCCAAACGUGCGGGAUCAAAGCGGUAUUCUGUUCAGAGGUAUGAAGGUUAACUAAUGUUGGAAAAGGAAGAAAUAAUAAAGUUUCAGUCGUAUCAGACUCA